Molecule: messenger RNA, 1806 nt
Organism: Symbiodinium natans
Lineage: Eukaryota; Dinophyceae; Suessiales; Symbiodiniaceae
Source: the annotation of a GenBank genome assembly
AUGCCGAUGCUGGUACGGCCCACUCAGACCCUGAAGGACCUCACCUCCACCCCGACCCACUUGGUGGAAACCAGCGGCUUCGAGCUGGGGCAGACGUCUCACUCUCCCGCGCACAAGAACGCCUCAUUGGGCGCGAAGUCCUUCUCCGAGCCCUUCCUGCGCCAGCCGACGGAGAGGGCACGACAGCCGGAGACAAGCCGGGAGGAGCGAGAUCACAUAGGUCUCGUGCGAUUUCACCGCCAGCCGAAAGUGCCCAUCGCUGGCGGCAUUUGCUGGAAGGCCAAAACUGGCCAGUUCUUGAAGAACCAGGCUUACUAUCCCCAGCGGCCCAAAACGAACCUUUGGGAUGUGCCCGCGCACGCUGGCGUGAAUACCUGGAAGGACUGGCAUGGACCGAAGAUGGCCGCGGACGCAGAGACGAUCGAGCGCCUCGACCACUUCGACCAAGAACAGGCUGAGUGGGAGGCCAAGAAGUUCUUCGUCAAUACGGUACGGGCCGAGACGCUGGACCGUCUGUCCAACCGGAAGAUCAACCGGCGGAUGCUCGAGUUUCAGCCCAGUUGGGCCCCUCACCAUCGUUCAAGACGAGAGGUGCAUCCUAUGUUCGAAACGUUCGAGUCGUGCAUGGGCGAAAAGCCUCGGAAGGAGCUCAAAAAGGUGUAUACAGACAGUGUGCUACGCAAAGACCGACAGGCCAUCCGUCAGAUCGUCUCGCGCAUCCAGAGCGAAGAGACCUGGAAGUUGGCGUACAAGCACUACCAGCAGGACAGGCGUGCGGACAUCCGUGCCGACCUGCGGGAAAGACAGGCCCACAUCGAGCAGCUGAUGACGCUGUCCGGGCAACCUAUCAAGCAGGAUGGAUCACCUCCGCUGCCCAACAACUGCACCCGGCGCAGUGAGGAGCUGGCAGCCCCUCGGCCGCCCAACGUGCCAGAAGACGUGACGCAGUUCAAGGAGUUUCGGGGCCUCAUCCAUGCGGACUGCGACUUUGCCUUGGAGGUGCUCUACCCCGGCUUCGGCCCUGAGCUGAGCAAGGGCUUCUGUGCCAACGCGACCAGGAGUGCCGAGCCUGGUUGGCCCCCUCCGCCUCCAGCCGAGACGCCGCGCCGGCAUCGGGGGCCUUCGCGGGAAUCGCAGCUCAAGAAGGGCGGCACCGUCAGCAAAGGGGCCAUCCCAGUGGCAAAGCAACGCCUGGAGCGCAUUGGCACUCGCGUCAAUGAGGAUCUCCUGGCCGAUCACUCCAUGGCCCAGUUUCGGCGGACGCAGGCGCCGCCUGCUCCCCAGCAGAAGAACACGCUUAUGCAGGAGGACUUCUCGCCGACGGUGACGCAGCGUGAUCCCGACCGCAUGAAAGCAGGAGGCACCUUCACGCGGACACAGAUAAGUCACCCGAGCUCUCCGAAGGCGCAGGAGUCCUUGCCGCCCCCGCGCCGGGCCAUGGUCUAUCCGGUCAUGGUGGCCUCGCAGCCGGAGUCGCCGAAGGCGACGAAGUUGCUCCAGGCCACCAGCACGAGCGCGAUGUCUUCCCAGAGGCUCAGUCCCACGUCCACGUUCGGAAGCGCCUCCUCGCCACAGCUUCGCCUGCCGGCCCGCUCGCUUCUGACGAUGGGAUCCUGUAGCCAGGACCAGGCUCUCACGGGGGUCUGCUCGGAUCUCGACGACUUCGAGGCCAACAUGGAAGCCAUCCCACGGAUCAGCAACUUCUUCGCCGAGCCCCACCGCCGGCGAGGCAAAGAGCGCUCAGUCGAGCCGGCAGCGCGGGUCGGAGGAGAGGAUCCAGGCAUCUCUUACCACAUCUCUGACUGA